AUGAAUAAGUUUUAUAUUAAAAUUUUUUUUUUUCUUUUAAGCAUCUCACUAUAUUUGAAUAAUAAAACCAUUGCAACUGAGCUUCCAAAAAAAAAUACAAAACCCAAAUCAAGAAAAUUUACAAUAUUCAAAUCAAAAAAAUGUUAUCAUGCUAAUGACAAUACAGAAGAAAUAUAUGAAAAAAACAAGCACUUAUUAUAUACCGAUACCAAAGAAACUAUAAGUGCGUGCAAAUUUAUGAAAACUGCUUUAAAACAAUUAGAGUAUCAUGCUACAAAUAAAGAUGGUUAUAGAUUAAUUGGUACCAAUUCUGCUUAUCAUAUACUUUCUUAUAAAAAAAAACAGCAAGGUGAUACAAAAAUUGUAAAAGCUGAAUAUGUGGUUUUUGAUUUGAAUAAGUAUAAUAAAAUAAUAAACAAGUUAUGGGAUCCCGAUAGUAGCAAUUUUUUCUAUGCAGGCUCGGUUAAAAGAAAAAUUGCCCGUGUGUACACUCCAAAUUUAGUAAUAAUACAACAACGUUCCAGAAGAUGGCUAUGGUCUCGUCAGAAAUAUUUUUAUGCCAUAGCUGCAAAAUUUAAAAUAUCAGAAAACAAAACUAUAUUUGUCAUGGCUUCACCAAAUAUAAAUGACCACAACAGUAAAAAUACGAAAUUCUUUCAAAACACAAUAAUAAAAAAUGCAAAUUUAUUCAAAGUUAACAUUGAUUCUGAAAAUGAUAUUAGAAAUGGAAAAUUAAAAAAAAUGUUUGUUAACUUAAGUGGAUACAUUGUUGAAAAAAAAAAAGACCAUAUUUAUGUCACCUAUUUCGAAUCUAUAAGCGGUAUACAGAUUUUAAUAAUAUAA
Plasmodium yoelii is the source of this 843-nucleotide messenger RNA. RefSeq names its product fam-a protein. Bases 1 to 843 code for a protein of 280 amino acids. The transcript has 5 exons. The record is from RefSeq and is a predicted model, not a curated record. Lineage: Eukaryota; Apicomplexa; Aconoidasida; Haemosporida; Plasmodiidae.